ACUGAACGGCGGCUACUGAGGAGGGCGUUUUUUGGCGGCGCUGGUUUUGACGGUGGGAAGGAGCAAGAGAAAAAAUGAAGAGACGUGGGAAUUCCGAGGCUCCAGAACAAGCUUUGCCAGCUACUGGUAGUACACAAACCAGAAGUGUCACAAACCCUAAAGAGAUAGAAAAUGACCGAACUUCCAUUGAAGAAGUCUUGACCUGUUUGAAUGAAAGUACCGGUACUGCCUCACAAAAGAAUAGAGCUUUGCAGGGUCCUUUGACGACUGUGGAAAAGAUUGCACAAGAGAGAGGCUUGGUACCAGAAGAAAUUCAUAACUUGCUGAACAUCGUACUCAGUGGCAAGCUUGGUGCAGUGAUAAGCAGGGGGCUACUGAAGAAUCUGAUUCCCAUUUCUGUAAUAACAGAGGAUUCUGUUAUGUCAGCUGUGUAUUCGCUCAGUGCUCAAAAGUGUUCUAGUACCAUUCAGGUGCUCGUUCUAAAAUGGCUAAUUGUAAUGUUUGACUUCAUUGAUCAGACGGAAAAUAUUAAUGCUCUCUAUGGUUUCUUCUUCAACCUAUUACAAUAUAACAAAUUGUUCCCCUAUGCCUGUCAUAUGCUGUGUUUGCUGACCAGAAUGGAGAAUGUGAAACCUUUCCGUGUGAGGAAACUUCUAGAUUUACAGGCAUCACCUUUUCAGGCAUCACUUUCUACUCUGAAGACUCUGCUAUGGACGUACAAGAGCUUUGCUCCUGAAAUGGUAACAGUAACUUUGCCUAAAAAACCAAAGGUGCCAUUUAAGACUUUUUUACACCCGUGGAAAACAGCAAUUGACAACAUAAAACUGCGAAUUCAUGGAACACCAUCUGCAUCCCAGCUAACUUUAAAAUACAUGGAGUAUUCCCAACCUCAGAAGAGGGAAAGGAAUACAAAGUUGAUUCCGCCUGUAUGCAGCUCCAGUGCAGAAAGCUUGGCUGAGAGUGAAAAGCAUAAAUUCUUUCCAUUGGAACAGCUGCAGACCUUCCCACAGCUUCUAGAGAACAUUCAAUAUUUGAACCCUCCAGUCCAAAUAGGCUCGGUGAUAGGCAGUCCUCUGUUGCUCCACUGCUUGGGUCUCAAAGAUAAAUCCAUCUCUAUGAGGAUGCAUUACUGGAUGGCUCAUACAUUAAAAGAAGGAUGCCCUUGGUACAAGAGGAUGAACAAGGAAGAUGAAUUGAACUUCAAGGUUUUCUUAGAGGAAGUCUUCAAAGCAGAGUGUUUCUUGCAGAGGGGUUUCUCGGCCUGCGAAGAAUUCUUGUGGAAGAGUCUGCACUUCUGGGAUGGCUGCUGCUGUCGGUCACAGGUCCUGCAGCUGAUAAGAUGGAUCUCUCCCAGCAGCUUCUCAGAAAUGAAGACUUAUCUCUACCGGCCAUUGUUGAAGCUUUUUUCCAUUUCAUCUCUCUCUUUUAAGUAUGAAGUUCUUGAAAACCUAAGGGAACUGUUACUGAACGUGCUGAAUUGCCACAUGCAAGCAGACAUGGCCACAGAAUCAAAUGUUGAUGUGUUGAACACCACCCAAUUUGACCUGAUAAGCUCCUUGACAGAGCUCAUUCACUUUGUAAACAGGCUCUCAACUGUUGGUCUGUGCUUGGAGAACAACUCUACUUUGUUGAUGAAUGUUAUCCUGGAUUUCUAUGAGACAGUGUCUGAUAUAUAUCUAAAGUACAACCUCCCCUUGCUUAUGUUGCCUCCUGCUGGAGUCUUCUAUCCAGCACUUCUCAGCAUGAAUUCUGCCACACUUGACCAACUCUGCUACAUUAUGUACAGGUGUCGAAUCAACCUGGUGGCUGCAAAAGAAAACUCCGAGAUUAAAAAGUUCGAGUUCAGCCACCAGAUUUGCCGGGAAUACAACCAAUACCUAUCAACUAUAGUUGGGUAUCUGUGGAACUCACAAGCAUUCCAGGAGUCCCCCUGCCCUCAGGGGAUUCAGCUGGACCCAGAAGUGCUGGAGGUGACAAGGGUGGAGAACCACAGGAAGAGCUUCAAUAUAGUUUUCCACCCUGCACUGACAGGAUACGCUAUGCUCUUCUUGAAGAAGAUGCAACCAGAGGACACAACCCUGAACUUCAGAUUCAUUCGGGGGGAAAGGUGGCAAUGGUACCAGGAAUUUCUCUACUCCCAAGGAUUACAAGGCCUGAAGCUUAUGAUCGGAAGUAGCACUUGCCGUGCUCCUCAAGAGGAACAGGAUGGUCCCUGUCAGGGAGAAAGCACAGCGGAAGGCGUCGAAGGAGGUGAGAUUUCGGAGACUUCAUGAUGAAGUUUGAUGGUUCUGCCUGAAGUGCUUACUUGCAGGGAAGAAUGACUGGGUGAUUCCGGAGCUUAUGUUGAUGUUCCCUGACGCCUUAUGAAUGAAACAAAGCGUGUUUCUGUGACAAUUUUUUUGUGUUUUAUUUUAUUCAUUGAAAUAAAGUUGCAUUUGUGAAUUGGUGUUAUAUCACUGCAGACCCUGUAGGUGGAGCUGUGGCGCUGUAUUAGUGCUUGAGCUGUCAUUGUGCAGGUUCAGGGAGUUACAGGUAGCUUUCAUUUAAACAGGUAUAUCAAAAAACGUGGAUACAUUUAUGAAAGUGUUUAAAAGACUUAAGCAUAGCUGCAUUCUCAGAAAAGAUACAAGUUGGCACAAAGUACAUAAACACAUACAUUCAAGUUCAGAAAAGAUCAACAUUUUAUAGUUCAGUACAGGAUAGAAACAUGGGUGAGAGGAAGGAAGGGAUCGACCUUUAUUGAUAUUUAUUAAUACAUAUUUUCUUAUAACAGUACCGUCUGCAUACUGGUGAACACCCAGUCCAAACCCCCUGAUGAUCUCUCACAGUGGCACUGGUGGAGGAAGAGGAGUGCACUGCCCCCGGCAGCGCGAUC
Molecule: messenger RNA, 2875 nt
Organism: Zootoca vivipara (common lizard)
Lineage: Eukaryota; Metazoa; Chordata; Lepidosauria; Squamata; Lacertidae
Gene: CENPI
Product: centromere protein I
Biological process (GO): CENP-A containing chromatin assembly; mitotic sister chromatid segregation
Cellular component (GO): kinetochore; inner kinetochore
Source: RefSeq, a predicted model, not a curated record